AUGGACCGCAGCCUGGAAGAGAUCAUUGCAGAAGACACUCACAAGACGGGUCGUUCCUCCGGUGGCCGUCGCGGCCAAGGCCGCCGUCGUGGUGAUCGCGAUGGCAUCAAAAAGCCACGCGCCCAAGAGCCAUUCGACCUGAACCUCGACUGGGUUCACGACAAGUACAAGGACGUUGCCGACGAACGUCACGUUCCCUCCCGUACAUCCCGCCGUCGCCAAUCCCCCAACCGCGGUAGCUCGGGUCUGACCAAGGUUCGCGUCGAGAAUCUCCACUACGAUGUUUCCGAAGGCGAACUUGAAGAACUUUUUGAACGAAUUGGCCCGGUUACCGAACUCAACGUCGCUUACGACCGCGCUGGACGCUCCGAAGGCGUUGCGUACAUCACGUACAAGCACCUCAAAGACGCACACGAGUCGAUCGAACGGUUUGACGGUGCGAAUGCGAAGGGCCAACCGAUCCGCCUGAGUCUCAUUCCCGGCCGUCGCGGCGGUGACCGCGAUGAACGUGGCGGCGGCAGUCUCUUCGACCGUGUGGGGGGUCGCGGACAUGACCGCAGCCUGAGCCCUGGCGGUCGUCGCAGCGACGUCUCCAAGCCCGCACCCGAGCACAUUGACCGAUAUGUUCCCGGAUCACAGACCUCCAACCGUCGCGAUGGACGCGAUGCACGCGAUGCACGCCGUGGCCGACGCGACAGACGCCCCCGAAACGCCAAUGGCAAUGCCGAGAACGGUGGCCGCCGCUCUAACGUUCGGCCCCGUAAGACUCAGGAAGAGCUUGAUCAGGAGAUGGAGGACUACUGGGGUGGAAACAAUGGUGGAGAGACUGCUGCACAGCCCGAACAGGUCGGUCAACAGGCUGCCCCCGCCGAGACCGCUGCUGCUGCUGCUGCUCCUGCGGCUACCGCGCCGGCUGCUGCAGACGAUGACAUCGACAUGAUCGAGUAA
Molecule: messenger RNA, 948 nt
Organism: Penicillium argentinense
Lineage: Eukaryota; Fungi; Ascomycota; Eurotiomycetes; Eurotiales; Aspergillaceae
Product: putative RNA binding protein
Exons: 6
Coding region: 1-948 (315 amino acids)
Biological process (GO): mRNA export from nucleus
Cellular component (GO): nucleus
Molecular function (GO): mRNA binding
Source: RefSeq, a predicted model, not a curated record